Physcomitrium patens is the source of this 2620-nucleotide messenger RNA. Its product is annotated as DEAD-box ATP-dependent RNA helicase 37. The record is from RefSeq and is a predicted model, not a curated record. Gene Ontology annotation, molecular function: RNA helicase activity; nucleic acid binding; ATP binding. Lineage: Eukaryota; Viridiplantae; Streptophyta; Bryopsida; Funariales; Funariaceae.
GCUUCCUCGUCGCGCCGUUGCCACGGAUCUUUCGGUCUCGGUCCCUCUCUCUCUGUUUCGUUUAUGACUCGGAAACGCUGUGCCUCCCUCGUCUCCUCUCCCGUAGAUCCUCUCCACAUGGCUCAGUUGAGGCCGUAGCUUCGGACUCCGUCUUGCAUUUUUAACAACCAUUGCACUGCGCUUCGUCGUCGUCGUUGUCUCUAACUUGUAGUCGUUUCCUCGCCUGCCGCUGACGGGUCAUGGGCACCGUCUCUCGCUCAGACAUUGUUUGUGUUGUCUGAAUUACCUAGCCUCUUUGAAUCAGACGAGUGAGCGCGUUCAAAUCUUCAAGACAUUAAGGGAUUGUUGGGAGGCUAGAUAAAACAGGCGUUCGGGAUAGAUAUGCCUUUAACAUGGGGAGAGUCGACUUCCGAGGUGGUGGUCACUGAGAAUGGAAUUAUAGCAGGAGCGACCGGUGGUCGCUCUGCUAGACCAUCAUACGUGCCUCCUCAUUUGCGAGGCCGUCCUCAGGGUGCUUCCGCAGGAGGUGGAGUGAGCAACAACGUGGAUAUUGCACCAAAAGGUUCGACUGGAGCCAACCCAAACGCUAUUGCAGCUCCUGGGCCUGAAGCGAAUGGUGGAAUUGCAACGAGGACCGGGAAUGGAUCGGCGUGGGGCGCUGGUUCAGGAGUAAACCAUGUGGCGAGCUGGGGAAAUUCGAGUGGUUCAGGUAGGGGUUAUAGACAUGGAGGAAGAGGUCGGCGAGGAGGUUGGGAGAGGGAGGUUAACCCUUUCGCAAAUGAUGGGCCAGUCGCAGAGAAUAUAUUCGAGGCAGAGAACACGGGUAUCAAUUUUGACGCGUACGAGGAUAUACCGGUGGAGACAAGCGGGAACAACGUGCCUCCUCCGGUGAAUACAUUUGCCGAAAUAGAUCUCGGUGCAGCACUGAAUGAAAACAUACGGAGAUGUAAGUACACCAAGCCCACGCCGGUGCAGAGGCAUGCCAUACCAAUAAGUUUGAACGGUCGAGAUCUGAUGGCUUGCGCCCAGACGGGGAGUGGGAAGACCGCGGCAUUCUGUUUCCCUAUUAUCGCGGGGAUAAUGAGGAACACUCCCCCUGGGCGACCUCGUGGCGGAAGAAAGGCACUGCCGUUAGCUCUUAUUCUAUCGCCAACUAGGGAGUUGACAAGCCAGAUCAGCGACGAGGCUAAGAAAUUUGCAUACCAGACUGGUAUUAGAGUAGUGGUCUGUUAUGGUGGUGCCCCUGUUCACAAUCAGCUUAGGGAGUUGGAAAGAGGUGUUGACAUUCUUGUCGCAACCCCAGGACGUCUGAGUGACCUUUUGGAGAGAGCUAGGGUUUCCUUGUCUAUGGUACGAUAUUUGACGUUGGAUGAGGCGGAUCGGAUGUUGGACAUGGGUUUUGAACCUCAGAUUCGCAGAAUAGUAGAGCAGAUGGAUAUGCCACCGGCUGGUGAGCGUCAAACAAUGCUAUUCAGUGCCACCUUUCCAAGAGAAAUUCAGAGAUUGGCAUCGGAUUUCUUGUCGAACUACAUAUUCCUUGCUGUAGGCAGGGUGGGAUCUAGUACGGAACUGAUUGUGCAGCGCGUAGAGUACGUUCAAGAUGCAGACAAGCGCAGUAUGCUUAUGGACCUGAUCCAUGCUCAGAGCGCUUUGGCUCCUCCUGGGCAGACAUCGUUGACGUUGGUAUUUGUCGAGACAAAAAAAGGUGCAGAUGCAUUGGAAGACUGGCUGUGUCGCAUGGGUUUUCCUGCGACAACAAUUCAUGGCGACCGAAGUCAACAGGAGCGAGAACAUGCUUUGAGAUCCUUCCGGACAGGAGUUACGCCUAUUCUUGUUGCGACGGAUGUGGCAGCUAGAGGGUUGGAUAUUCCACAUGUCGCACAUGUUGUGAAUUUUGAUUUACCGAAUGACAUCGAUGACUAUGUACAUCGUAUUGGGCGUACAGGGCGUGCCGGGAAGAGUGGUGUUGCCACGGCCUUUUUCAAUGAGAAGGACCAGUCAUUAGCAAGAUCUUUGACAGAGCUGAUGACAGAGUCUAGCCAAGAGGUCCCAGGAUGGUUAACGAACUUUGCCACUAGAGCUAGUUAUGGAGGUAGGAGCAGGCGGUCUGGAGGAGGUUCGAAGUUCGGAGGACGUGAUUUCCGUAGAGAAGGUGGUCGAGGAGGUGGUGGAGGCCAUCACGGUGGAUACAAUGGUGGUGGUGGUUACGGAGGUAGCAGCGCUUGGGACUAGUGGUAUCAUUAUGGCAAUUCAAGUAGAUGUUGUAGGUGGUAUAGUUUUGGUAGCUUCAGACACGCUCUUAUGAUAGGUAUGUGCAAAGUUUUGCUCAACUUUCUUCUGUGGUUCAUUAGAUAUGAUGAUUACCCAUUUUGAUCAGGGAGGUUGUAGAUUGACUGGUCGGCUCUCACUUGGCCGGCUGUAUAUUAGCGCUCAGUAUUUGUGGCAGAGCUGAAGAGUCAUGGGUAGCCGGGGUCUGCAUUUGUCAUGUGCCUCUUAACAAUUAUCUGCAAAAUGUAGAAGCUACAUAUUCAGAUGUACAUUGGUAUUGAAGCUCAUCUUUAAUUCAGAUGAUGGAAGAGUUUGUAGAAUAAGCUGUUCCCAGCAUCCCGAUUUCUUUGUA